Molecule: messenger RNA, 3193 nt
Organism: Penaeus chinensis
Lineage: Eukaryota; Metazoa; Arthropoda; Malacostraca; Decapoda; Penaeidae
Product: zinc finger and BTB domain-containing protein 24-like
Exons: 11
Coding region: 474-2216 (580 amino acids)
Biological process (GO): regulation of transcription by RNA polymerase II
Cellular component (GO): nucleus
Molecular function (GO): DNA-binding transcription factor activity, RNA polymerase II-specific; RNA polymerase II transcription regulatory region sequence-specific DNA binding
Source: RefSeq, a predicted model, not a curated record
UUGGUUGUUGAUCACAUGUAGAGCCACCCGUAUGUAAGAAAAUUCAUAAAACCUACAGGGGAUAGUACAUAAAUCUGUAGUCAUUGGGUUACGAUUACAGUAAAAAAAACCAGCAUACCGCUACCAAGUACAUUCUAGUAAAAUAUAGUUAGCAUUGUAUGUAUAAUAAAUGGUCAGGUACAUUUGCAUGUAUCAUGGAUAUGGUGGAGAUAGACAAGUCUUUCAGCUGUGGCACAGAGAUUGCCAGUAGAUGCACAGGUAUCUUGUAAAUAUUUAGCAGAUACAUUUAAUUACCACAAAUUUAAGUGUAAAUCAGGACUGUCACUAUAGAUGGUAAUGAGGUGAUUGCCUUAUACUGUUAUUCCCAUGUCACUGUUCUGAUCCCUCUUCCAACUGUGUUUCAGUAUAGAAACACCCAUGAGCACCAAUAAAUUCCUGCACUUAUAUUUUAGAUAAAGUUGGCAUCUGUGCUUAUGCUCAGCAUGUCCACACCUGGGAGUUCAUCUGGGAGCCACACAUGUGUUUUCUGCAGCCAGGCAUUUACUUGCAAGACAGACCUCCAGACCCACUUUAGACGACAUGCCAAUGGGGAAAUUGACAUUAAGGGCCGACCAAAAAUGCAACAGAAAGCAGAGGAGAAAUGUACCAUUGAAGAAGAGGAAAAGGUUGCGAAGGAAGAUGUGAUCAGAAAGUCACCAGAUGAAGCUGUUGGAAAGAAGACAGAUGGCUCUGUGUGUGAUGUUUGUGGAGAAGUUUUUCGGACAGUAUCCCUGGCAAUUUCCCACAAGUUCCGCAAGCACCCUGAAUCAGUUAUUAAACACUAUUGUCCUCACUGUGGCAUGAUGUUCCCAAUUAAGAUUAAUCGUGACAAGCACCUGCUGACUCAUACAGGCAUGGCACCCAAGCAGCUUUUCCCAUGCUUGACGUGUGGAGUUGCCUUCUACAACUUCAGAGCCAGGAAGUUUCACAUGGACUCAGCACACAAGGGAGCUAUCCGCAUGGUGAAUCCAAUAAAAACCCCAGCCCCAAGCUUAAAGAUAGUCCUAAACAAUGCUGGUGAAGCACACAGUGUGUAUUACUGCCACCUUUGCGGAUGCGAGUAUCAAGUCAAGUACAAUCUACAGAAGCACUUAGCAACUAGGCAUACAGAGGAGGAGAGAGAUGCUGUACCUGAAGAAGUGAUGCAGUGCAAUGUCUGCUCAGCUUUAUUCUACUCCAAGAGAGCAUACGAGGCACACAAUCACCAUCAUCGUGAGAGUGACCUAUAUGCUACCAAUGAAGAAAUGAGGCAACAAGUUGUCCAGAGAAUUGAUCAAGAUUUUGACCAAAGGCGAGUACCCACAACAGUCGAGCGUUAUCUCUCUGCAUCUGCAAUAAGCUCCAAUCGUUCAGCCACAUGGCGCAACAUCAGGGCUGCUAAAAGGAACCAAGAAAUAACACAAACUUCUCCAAUAUGUGAAGCAGCCCAGGAGAAGAGUAUACCUCUGGUAGCUACAGAUAAUGAGAAUAGCUUAGUUCAUAGUAAACCAGAUAUCAGUACCAUGAGUAACACAAUGGGCACAGAACCUCCCAAUGUGGUUGAUUGCUUCUUACAGGAGAAUGACUCAUGCUGGGAAUCACAAGGACAGGUUAGCAGAAAAAGACUGAUUGAUGAUGGAGAAGAAGACCAAGAGAUCAGCAGACUUGGAACUGUGAACCCUGAUACAGUAAUGCCAAAUCCUGGAAUGAUACUAGGGCAAAGUAAUGAAGACCUAGAGAGUAAUAAUGAUGAAAAGCCACAGGAGACAAAAGUAAGGGCUGAAAAGACUCAAGAGUUUGGAAGUGAUACUGAGAAGCAGGACGAGUCUGAAAUGGCAGAAGAACAGGACAUACAUCAAAGUAAAGGAGAUAAUAAUGACAGUGAAGAGAGUGAUGGAGAUCUGGUGGUGGAGAAAAUAGUGGGAAUGCGAAAAGCUACAAAUGGCAGAGAAUUCCUAGUAAGAUGGCAGGGAUUUGAGCCUGCAGACGACACCUGGGAGAGGGAAGAGUUCUUGAGUUGUGGAAAUCUUAUAUCUGAUUUCCUCAAGAACAGAAAGAGUGCAGCAGUCAGACUAGGAAGAGAGUACAAAUGCACAUGUAGUGAUGAUAAAAUGAGCAUCAACUAUGACUUAACCUUUUGGGUCUGGGUGCCUCACAGCUCAUACAUGGACCAAAUCCCAGGCAUUAAGCUUAUUUGAGUGGUGACUUUCCUGGGGAAAACCUGACGGGCAGGGGUUAGAAGCACCAAUAGAAUGGUAUGAAGCUCCAAAGCGGAAAAAGCGGAAAGAGCAGAAGGGCAGAGGAGCUAAAACCGAAUAGGCCACAUAAAAGAAAAACGAGGAACAUUCCACACUUUCUCAACCUUGAGAUGUGAUAUUAAUUAUUUGUUAUCUAUUUAUAUUUUAUUUAAUUGCACAUUGUCUGAUAAUGAGCAAGAUUUUCUGCAACUGCCCUGUAGUGUAUAACAUCAUUGAAACUUCUUUUGUGCACUUGAUAAAAUUUUAAGAUUCUUCAUCUUACAAAUUUUAGUGUAGGUAAUAAUUAUUAAGUACCAUGGACUGUAGAUUUUAAACUGGUGCCUGGAUUUAGAACCAGCAUCUCUGUUAGAUUUGCUCUUCUUAAGUAAAGUAAAGUGGAACAACGGAGCAUAGUCUGGCAUGCAAAAUACAAAUUUGAGAUUAAACUAUAUUUGUUAGACAAGUCUUAUUAUAUUUAUAAAUGAGCAGCAGUCCACUAAAGCAGUGGCAUUGCUACUGCAGGGCCUGUGCAUUUUAAAUCAGUGCAUCAUUUUCUCAUUCAUAAGGCUGUUGAUAAAAUGAAAGGGGGUCGAUGAUGUGCAACAUUGAUAGAAAUCUUGCAUUUCUUAUAUAUGAAUAUCUGUAGCAUAAGAAUACAUAUUGAUGUUCACUGCAGGUAUUGAUAGCUAUGUCACAUGUGCUUCAUAUUCAGUAGUUACAUAUCUCUAUACACUUUUAUUUUUGUAAAAGCAUUCACUGAUACAAAGCAGUCUUCCGAGCAAAUAGUUAAUCAAAUUAAGUGUGAUAAACAAAAUUUAUUUAUUAAUGCCUAUUGCAGUGUUGUAGGUGAACCAGCUAUAUAAUAAAUGUCUUUGUUAAUGCAUGUAAAUAUUGUAAAAAAUGUAAGAAAUAAGAGAUGUUAUAAAAUUUCUAAAGAA